AGAACAAACUUCAGGAUGGCUGCUGCUCGUCUCUCUCUGUCCCUGUUUGUGUUGAUGCUGGCUGUCAUCAAUCUGAGUGAAGGUCUGCGUGGUUCUGGCCCAAAGAAAUGCUGCUUUCGCUUCAAUGAAAACAGCAUACCGAAAGAAAGAGUGGUUGGGUACCACAAGACCAGUCAGCGGUGCUCUAACCCUGCCGUCCUGUUGAAAACAGUGGCAGGACGUCAGCUGUGUGUCAGACCUUCGGCCGAUUGGGUGAAGACGAUCAUCAACUACCUGGAUGACAAAUCUUUCCCAGGACAGGCAUCCAACCUGUAACCAGGCAACACAAUUACCACAUAAAAGCCUGAACAAUAUCUUUCUGGUAAUGUGUUGUGAUGCUGCGAUUUCUAACUAUCUGCUGGAGGAUAAGCAUAAGCUACCUGUCCAUCUAUAUGCAAAAUAUAUAGUAAAUAUAUACUAAAUGUUGUUAUGUUUUGUAACUGAUAGAUUUAAAAAAAAAAAAAAAAAAUCUCGGAUGAGACAUAUUUAAAUAUGCACCGUUUUCUACUUCUGCUAAAAUUUGAACAUUUUAAUUUUAUAAUAAGCGACAAUAUGUGUAUUUUUUGCUUAAUUCAACAUUCAGAGUCAGACCGUCACACUGUGAGCUAGUGAAGGGACAACAAAGCUUCCUGAACCAUUUGCUUUAUCUACUGAGCCCACUAGAUGGCGCUCUUUGUUCAACAAAGGUCUUAAAACACACUCAAUUACCAUUUAUAAAGCCCUUUUUUUUAAGCCAAGACCGCCAUCUAGUGGUGUCAAAAAAUAAAGCAAAUCGUUCACGAAGCCUCAUUGUCCCUUCACUACUGUUAACUACUUUUGUUGUAAUUAUCUAUUGUAAUCUGAACUCUUUCACUACAUUCACUUUAAAAGAGCAAUACCUCCAAAUUUCACUUGUCAUCAGUAGAGUAUAAGCUACGGGUUACACCACAUUAACUGUUGUGGGCUCUUUGCCUUUUUGAUAGUUAA
Messenger RNA from Centropristis striata (black sea bass), 1005 nucleotides. RefSeq names its product monocyte chemotactic protein 1B-like. Gene Ontology annotation, cellular component: extracellular region. The transcript is spliced from 3 exons. Gene Ontology annotation, molecular function: CCR chemokine receptor binding; chemokine activity. Gene Ontology annotation, biological process: monocyte chemotaxis; G protein-coupled receptor signaling pathway; cellular response to interleukin-1. The coding region runs from base 16 to 315 and encodes 99 amino acids. The record is from RefSeq and is a predicted model, not a curated record. NCBI's taxonomy places the organism in Eukaryota, Metazoa, Chordata, Actinopteri, Perciformes, Serranidae.